AUUGGAUAUUAGAAACUGAUAGCGCACUUAUCAAACGAAUGCGUUGUAACUCGUUGUUGGUUUACAUCUGCAUAAUAACGCAUCUUGGAAAAUAAUGCCUCUGAUUAACUAUCGAUUCGCUCUUACAGCUUACCAAAGGUUCCAAUCAGUCACCUGUGUGUCACUAAAUCGUCACUAUGGAAGCUCAUCAACACCAGUGGAAUAUUUUACAAAAUUUCAAGAGUUAGCUGAUCAUUGGCCUUCUGAUACUUGCGGUAGAAAAGUGACUCUAAAAGAUGAAAUCAAACGUCGUGCAACUGAAUUCCUUUCUAAACCAAUACAAGAAAUAGAUACUAAAUUUUGGGAAGAAGAAUGCCAAAGUUUGUCUCGUAUUUUUAAUAACCAUUAUCGAGAUAUUUAUCGACCUCCUUCCGUUCUUCGUGAUGGUUGCACUGUACCAGGAAGUUCAGUCAUAGCUGCGACCGGAGCUGAUCUGAUGGAAUGUAGAAGAAUUCUUUGUGAUCGUGAAGAACGAGGAAAAAAUCUUUCUUUAUAUCAACGCCUUAUUGAUAAAUUCUUUUACUAGCCCACUUUCUAUAUUUUAUUUGUAUAGUUUCAUUGAAAAUGUGUGCAUUAGUCUUGUUAUUUAACGUCUUUUCAGAAAAUAAUUGUUGAGCUUCUGUUUUAAUAA
This is a messenger RNA of Schistosoma spindalis, 670 nucleotides long. The record is from the annotation of a GenBank genome assembly. Lineage: Eukaryota; Metazoa; Platyhelminthes; Trematoda; Strigeidida; Schistosomatidae.